Messenger RNA from Acytostelium subglobosum LB1, 1989 nucleotides. RefSeq lists its product as hypothetical. Bases 1 to 1989 code for a protein of 662 amino acids. Gene Ontology annotation, molecular function: protein binding. The transcript has a single exon. NCBI's taxonomy places the organism in Eukaryota, Evosea, Eumycetozoa, Acytosteliales, Acytosteliaceae. The record is from RefSeq and is a predicted model, not a curated record.
AUGACAAUCGAUAACCUCAAUGAUCUUCCCAAGUUCGUCUUGGUGGAGAUAUUCAAGAACUUGAGACUAAAGACAUGUAACAGCACAAUGGGCAAGGACUCAUUCUUUAAUAACUAUGGCAGCGACUCGGACGUUGUCACACAGGACAGCUACGCACGAAUGGAGGACACCAAGGCCUUUGGUAGCCAAGUGUCGGCAAACGCCUCGCAGGCUGACUCGGCCAACGGCGCACAGCCGACCCAGACCGACUCGGACGGCUGCGUGCGUCCCAACUUCAAGAAGAUGUCCCGGGAAGAGAUACACAAGAUGUGCAAAUCAUUCAUGUCGUCCUAUAUGGACAACAUCAUCACUCUGUCACUGGUGUGCAAGCUGUGGGCCAAGCAGAUCGUUCCUAUCUCGUCGUGCCACGUGGUAAAGGUCGUCUCGCAGCGCCAGUUCUACACACUCUUCAAGUACAUGACGCAGGGCAUCGUUGAGGAGGGCGCCACGUGCCUCUUCUCCACGAUCAAGUUCUUUUGCGGCUCCAACCAGCUCGUGCCCAAAGACUACCGCCUGCUGUACACGCAGUGCACGUCGGUGCGCAGUCUGUGCUUUGACAAGAACCAGUUGUCCUUCUGCGACAUUGUCGUGCUGGCCGAGUUCAUCAAGGAGUCUAAGAACAUCACCGACAUCAAGAUCCCCAACAACUUCACACCACACUCGUUCAAGCUGUUCUGCGAUGCGCUCAAGUACAACCAGUCGCUGGCCAUCCUGGACAUGUCGUCGACACCCAUGACACUGGACUGCAUAAACUCGCUAAAGGAGGCCCUAAAGGUGAACCGCACGCUCAGCUACCUGGACCUGUCAUUCAAUUCGAUCGGCUCCAACGGCAUCUACCUCGCCGAGAUCCUGCGUACCAACAGCUCGCUCAAGAGCCUCUUCCUGAUUGGCAACGAGCUGGACGACGAGUCGGUGUGCGCCUUUGCCGAGAUCCUGCGCAACAAGAACCGCUCACUCACCGAGAUCUCCCUGAGCGAGAAUGCCUUUGACGACAGCGUUGGUGCCAUGCUGGGCAACAUCUUCAAGGACAACAGGACGCUCCGCUCACUGGACAUCAGCGCCAAUCAGCUGGGCGAGGAGACUGCAGCGUCGUUUGCCGAGUCCCUGGUGCAGUGCACCACGCUGACGUCGCUAAACAUCAGCGAGUGUUCGCUUGCCAACGACGGUGGCAUCAACCUAUUCCAGACGUUGCAGAACAACACGAGCAUCCGCCACCUCAUCCUGUGGAGCUGCGACCUCAACCAAGACUCUCUCAAGGACGAGCUGGCCAGCUUCAUCAAGAACAACCGCACGGUCACCACACUCUCGUUGGGCUACAACGACCUCACCUCGAACGACAUAAUCCCCAUCAUCAAGGACGGCCUCAUCUACAACACAACACUGCAAGUGCUCUCGCUCAACAACAACCACAUCGACUCGCAGGGCGGCAUCGAGCUGGCUCGCUACCUCGAGACCAACACGUCGCUCCAGGAGCUGCUGCUGCUGGACAACCUGAUAGAGAACGUGGGUGCCAUCGCCUUUAUCAUCGCGCUGGUCAAGAACCACACGAUCCAGAAGAUGUGCCUCACCCAGAACAAGAUCUGCCCCUACAUCACGCCUUGCUACCGCCGCAUCGUCGCCUACAAUCGACCAGUGUGCGCAUCGCAGAAGCAGCUGUGGAUAUCGGCCAAGUACCAACUGGUCAUGAAGGAGCUGACGCCUCUCAAGGAGUACCUCGCCAAACCCUGCGCAUUCUCCGAGAUUCUCCGUAUUCUCUUUGAUUUACUCAAUUGCUGUAUGGGUUCGAUCACGUCGGCCAUCAACUGUCUGUCCUCCACAGUAUGUUCGACGCCAUGGCUAAGGAUAACAGAUAAGAAGUUAUUAUCAUCACCAAGCAAAAGCAGCAGCAACAACAGUGGCAACAAUAAUGGUAACAACAACAAUAAUAAUAAUAAUAAUAGUGGCAACUAA